Molecule: messenger RNA, 2591 nt
Organism: Vitis vinifera (wine grape)
Lineage: Eukaryota; Viridiplantae; Streptophyta; Magnoliopsida; Vitales; Vitaceae
Product: serine hydroxymethyltransferase 7
Exons: 4
Coding region: 316-2049 (577 amino acids)
Biological process (GO): folic acid metabolic process; L-serine catabolic process; tetrahydrofolate interconversion
Cellular component (GO): cytoplasm
Molecular function (GO): serine binding; pyridoxal phosphate binding; zinc ion binding
Source: RefSeq, a predicted model, not a curated record
GUGAUCGAGGCUUCUGGUGACCACAUGCUAGCUAACCUCCAAAACAAGUCCAGGUGCAUCGGUCCGGAAUUUCACCACCAUCGUCAAUCCUACGCUUCCCUGUUACGUUUCUAGGGUUAGGGCUAGGAUUUGGGUUGGGUUUUCUGAGAAUUCCAUGGAGGCUGCUUCGACCUCUAGAAGACCGCUCUUCCGCUACUGUUACUGUAACUGCUUGAAGCGUUCUUGUCGUUGUUUCUGCUGUUGCUACUGUUGUUCACGCCCUUGAACACAUUCCCAACUAGGGUUAGGGCUAGGAUUAGGGUUUUGCGUUUUAUAAUGGAUUUGAACUCCAGCUCCAAUCUCUCUCUUGGGUUCUCAUCGUCUUCAUCGGUGCAAAUAGCCGACGAUUCUAUCGCUUUUCAGAUUGAUUCCAGCUUCCGCGAAUCCACGAACCCGAUGCCAACCGCGCCACUGCAGUUGUUGGAGGAGAAUCACAGGGGCGAGAAUGGUGGAGGCGGGGGAGAGAGCGCGGAUGAGGAAGAGAAGGUGGAGGAGUUCAGGAUAUUGGGGCAUUCGAUGUGCUUGAAGAGGCGGAGAGACGGGGAGGUCACUUGUUCGGCGGUGAGAAGAGAUCCGAUGGAGGCGGAGCUCGAGGCGCGGCGGAGCGCUGUGAGGGCGUGGGGAAACCAGCGGCUCUGCGUGGCCGAUCCUGAUGUGUUUGAUAUUAUGGAAAAAGAGAAGCGGAGGCAAUUCAAGGGAAUUGAGUUGAUCGCUUCGGAGAAUUUCGUGUGCAGGGCGGUGAUGGAAGCCCUGGGAAGCCAUUUGACGAAUAAGUAUUCCGAGGGAAUGCCGGGUGCUAGGUAUUACUGUGGGAAUCAGUAUAUUGAUGAGAUUGAAUGGCUUUGUUGCAAGCGCGCAUUGAAGGCAUUCGAUCUUGAUCCGGAGAAUUGGGGAGUGAAUGUUCAGCCAUAUUCAUGUACUUCUGCAAAUUUCGCAGUUUACACAGGUUUACUUCUUCCGGGUGAUAGAAUCAUGGGGUUGGAUACUCCAUCAGGUGGAAAUACUAGUCAUGGGUACUACACUCCUAAUGGCAGGAAAGUUUCGGGGGCGUCUAUCUUCUUUGAGAGUUUACCCUAUAAGGUGAACCCACAAACUGGGUAUAUAGAUUUUGAUAAGCUGGAAGAGAGGGCGCUAGAUUUUCGCCCCAAGAUUCUUAUUUGUGGUGGGAGUUCAUAUCCUCGUGAAUGGGAUUAUGCUAGGUUUAGACAGAUUGCUGAUAAGUGUGGAGCAGUGCUUUUGUGCGACAUGGCUCAAAUUAGCGGACUUGUUGCGGCUAAGGAAUGUGUAAACCCUUUUGAUUACUGUGAUAUUGUUACCUCAACAACUCACAAAAGUCUACGGGGUCCCAGGGGAGGCAUCAUUUUUUAUAGAAAGGGUACAAAGCCAAGGAAAAGAGGGAUGAUUCUAAGUCAAGGAGAUGAUAAUGAUCACUAUGACUAUGAGGAAAAGAUAAACUUUGCUGUUUUCCCAUCAUUGCAAGGGGGCCCUCACAAUAACCACAUUGCUGCCCUUGCAAUAGCCCUAAAACAAGUGGCUACUCCAGAGUACAAGGCAUAUAUGCUGCAGGUAAAGAAAAAUGCUCAGGCUUUAGCAUCUGCUUUACUGAGAAGAAAAUGUAGGCUGGUAACUGGAGGCACAGACAACCAUUUGUUACUUUGGGAUCUUAGAACUCUGGGAUUGACAGGUAAGAACUAUGAGAAGGUCUGUGAAAUGUGCCACAUUACACUCAAUAAAAUUGCUAUAUUCGGUGAUAAUGGCACUAUUACUCCUGGAGGUGUAAGGAUUGGUACUCCUGCUAUGACAUCAAGAGGUUGUCUAGAGGCCGAUUUUGAGACUAUUGCUGACUUUUUGCUCAGAGCUGCACAGAUUGCAAGUGUCGUACAGAGAGAGCAUGGGAAAAUGCAGAAGGCUUUUCUGAAGGGCCUUGAGAGCAAUAAAGAUAUUGUUGAGCUCAGAACCCGAGUUGAAAUUUUUGCUACUCAAUUUGUAAUGCCAGGAUUUGAUGGUUGAAAAUCUUUUUGAGAUUGCAUCCUGUUAAGGAUUGCCAUCUUCCAUUCAUGACAGUCUUCUGCUGCACAUGGUAAUAAAUCCAAGUUCAGUUCCUUAUUUUAUUGUUUCUGUACAGCCCAGUCUUGCUCCAAUUGUUUCUGCAGAUGCCAACAUUUCACAAUUGUUAACCCCCCACAUCUUGGUACAGAGUGAUGCUGCCAUGUUGAUGGGGGGCAAGCCAUUUUGGUCAUUCACUGAUCCGCUUAUAUGGGCAAAUGGCCUUGGUGACGGCGGACCAGCAAUACAAGGUGCCUUUCAGCCUCAAAACGGUUGAUGAUUAUGAUGUUUGCAGAACAGUGAUUGCUGCACAACUGAAUCCUCCAUGCACCUCUGAAAGUUUUUAAAGCCUUGCUAAAUAUUUAUUUGUGAAUCUGAUACACACCAUGGAUAAGGGUCUUAGUAAACUUUCAAAUAAUUCCCUGUAUUCUCACUCUUCACAUUUCUUUUUUAACUGCCCCAAAUAAUAGCAAUUGUCAUGCAGCACAAAACCGGCUUUGAUUGUA